Scylla paramamosain (green mud crab) is the source of this 1183-nucleotide messenger RNA. Its product is annotated as homeobox protein MSX-1-like. NCBI's taxonomy places the organism in Eukaryota, Metazoa, Arthropoda, Malacostraca, Decapoda, Portunidae. Gene Ontology annotation, biological process: embryonic morphogenesis; regulation of transcription by RNA polymerase II. The coding region runs from base 319 to 942 and encodes 207 amino acids. Gene Ontology annotation, molecular function: RNA polymerase II transcription regulatory region sequence-specific DNA binding; DNA-binding transcription factor activity, RNA polymerase II-specific. The record is from RefSeq and is a predicted model, not a curated record. Gene Ontology annotation, cellular component: nucleus. The transcript has a single exon.
GUGUGUGUGUGUGUGUGUGUGUGUGUGUGUGUGUGUGUGUGUGUGUGUGUGUGUGUGUGUGUGUGUGUCUGUCUGUCUGUCUGUCUGUCUGUCUGUCUGUCUGUCUGUCUGUCUGUCUGUCUGUCUGUCUGUCUGUGUGUGUGUGUGUGUGUGUGUGUGUGUGUGUGUGUGUGUGUCGGCCUGUCUCUGUGCAGGUGACCGUGACCUCGCUCAUUGGCUCGCCGCCCCCGCCUACGUCCCGCCCUCGCCUGACCUGACCUGACCUGGCUGCAUAAAAAGGCCGGGCAGGUCGCGUCGCCUCACACUCGCGCCGCCGCCAUGGCAGAUACCCUCGCCUCGCAGCCUGCCCGCCCCGCCCUGUCCUUCGGCAUCGACGCCAUCCUGGGCCUGGCGCCGCAGGUGCCCGCCGUAGGCACAGCCACCACCACCAUCUGUGAAGAAUCGCCGCCUCCCUCUCCGCCCUCCUCGCCCCCCGCUGCGUCAGUACCUGCGCCGCGCCCUGUCCCCGCCUUGCGCCCCACACACUCCUAUAGGUUCCUGCCGUACGGCGUGGGGCACAUGGGACCACGUGUGGGCGCCCCCGUCCUGCGGAGACACAAGCCCAAUCGCAAGCCGCGCACGCCCUUCACCACGCAGCAGCUGCUGUCGCUGGAGAAGAAGUUCCGGGAGAAGCAGUACCUCAGCAUCGCCGAGCGGGCCGAGUUCUCCGCCUCGCUCAGCCUCACCGAGACGCAGGUCAAGAUCUGGUUCCAGAACAGACGCGCCAAGGACAAGCGGCUCAAGGAGGCGGAGAUGGAGCGCCUCACCAGGCCACUCUUCUCGCCCUAUGCGGCGGCGGCGGCCGCGGGAGGGGGAGGCUGCCACGCUGUCGGCCUGCUGCCCCUUGUCGGCCACCUGCCCGCCCUUCCUCUGCAGCGACCCCUGGCGCCCUUCUACACCUAGGCCGGCCCCAUGCCCGCCGCCCGCCGCCGAGACACCGCCACCAGUCCCCCGGGUCCACCGCUCCCCUGGGCGGUGAAACAUUGAGCAGCACAUUGUUUGCGGGGCGUCGCGGCUCGUGUGUGGCGCCGCGCGGCCCUGUGUUCACACCCCCGCGUCCCGCCCCUCCCGGUGAUCCCUCACCUCCUCCAUGCCGCCCCAGCGCGGCGCGACACCAAAGAUGUAUGUGUGAGUGUGAGUGUGA